This is a messenger RNA of Polypterus senegalus (gray bichir), 2686 nucleotides long. Its product is annotated as NADPH--cytochrome P450 reductase-like. Gene Ontology annotation, cellular component: cytosol. The coding region runs from base 106 to 2139 and encodes 677 amino acids. The record is from RefSeq and is a predicted model, not a curated record. NCBI's taxonomy places the organism in Eukaryota, Metazoa, Chordata, Cladistia, Polypteriformes, Polypteridae. The transcript is spliced from 16 exons. Gene Ontology annotation, biological process: response to hormone. Gene Ontology annotation, molecular function: flavin adenine dinucleotide binding; FMN binding; NADPH-hemoprotein reductase activity.
CUCUUGAGAGUUACUGCGCAGCGGCGAACUUUUCUGUUAAGGUGAUACAGCCAAGAACCCGGUACGAGACAGCGAAGCAAAUAGGAAACGCUAGUACUAUUCAAGAUGGACAAUUCUGAAAUGGACUCUGGAAAAGAUUCGGUGGAGAAUGUUGUGGAAAGUGAAUCUGUCUUCAGUAUGCUAGACCUAUUUCUGUUCUCCCUCAUUGCUGGGCUUUUGAUUUACUGGCUUGUAUUUCGCAAGAAGAAAGAGGAAAUCCCAGAGUACAAGAAAAUCCAAACACAGACUCCUGCUGUAAGAGAGACAAGUUUUAUUGAAAAGAUGAAGAAAACGGGUAAAAACAUAGUUGUGUUUUAUGGUUCUCAAACUGGAACUGCUGAAGAAUUUGCAAAUCGCCUUUCCAAAGACUCACAUCGUUAUGGAAUGAGAGGAAUGGCUGCAGAUCCUGAGGAGUAUGAUCUGUCGGAGCUGUCUCGCCUUACUGAAAUUGAAAAUUCACUUGCUGUCUUUUGUAUGGCAACAUAUGGAGAAGGAGAUCCUACUGAUAAUGCUCAAGAUUUCUAUGACUGGCUACAGGAAACAGAUAUUGACCUGUCAGGUGUGAACUACGCAGUUUUUGGCCUAGGCAAUAAAACCUAUGAGCAUUAUAAUGCUAUGGGAAAAUUUGUUGACAAGAAAUUUGAAGAACUUGGUGCACACAGGAUAUUUGAUCUUGGUUUGGGAGAUGAUGAUAGCAACCUGGAAGAAGACUUUGUCUCAUGGAGGGAGCAGUUUUGGCCAGCAGUUUGUGAGCAUUUUGGAGUGGAAGCAACAGGAGACGAAUCAAGUAUCCGACAGUAUGAGCUGGUUGUCCACAACGACAUUGGCUUAAACAAAGUAUACACAGGAGAGAUGGGACGGUUAAAAAGCUUUGAGACCCAGAAACCACCUUUUGAUCCAAAGAAUCCAUUCCUUGCUUCUGUAUCUGUGAAUAGGAAACUAAACAAAGGAGGCGUUCGACACCUCAUGCACUUGGAACUUGAUAUUUCUGGCUCCAAAAUAAGAUAUGAAUCUGGGGACCAUGUUGCAGUUUAUCCAAUGAAUGAUGUAACAUUGGUAAAUCAAAUUGGAGAAAUACUUGGCGUAGAACUUGAUACUAUAAUCUCUCUUAACAACCUUGAUGAGGAAUCCAAUAAGAAGCAUCCUUUCCCAUGUCCAACAACAUAUAAAGUUGCUCUAACGCAUUACCUUGACAUUACCAAUCCUCCGCGUACGAAUGUUCUUUAUGAGCUGGCACAGUAUGCAACAGAUCCCAAAGAUCAGGAGAUGAUGCGCAAAAUGGCAUCUUCUUCCGCAGAAGGCAGGGCACUUUAUAAUUCCUGGGUAUUGGAGGACCGAAGAAAUAUUUUGGCAAUUUUGCAGGAUAUUCCAUCUCUCCGACCCCCUAUUGACCAUCUGUGUGAGCUGCUACCACGCCUACAGGCCCGCUACUACUCUAUUGCCUCCUCAUCAAAGGUUCAUCCUAACUCUAUUCACAUCUGUGCUGUUGUGGUGGAAUACGAGACCAAGACUGGUCGAAUAAAUAAGGGUGUUGCAACUAACUGGCUCAAGAACAAGGUUCCAACUGAUAAUGGUCUCAAGUCCAAUGUGCCAAUGUAUGUACGGAAGUCUCAGUUUCGGUUACCUUUCAAAUCUAGCACACCUGUCAUUAUGAUUGGUCCUGGGACUGGAAUUGCUCCAUUUGUUGGAUUUGUACAGGAAAGAGCUUGGCUCAAGCAGCAAGGUAAAGAGGUGGGUGAAACUGUUCUGUAUUAUGGAUGCCGUCAUAAAGGUGAAGAUUAUCUAUACCAGGAAGAACUGGAGCAGUUUGAGAAAGAGGGGGUGCUUACCCAACUUAAUGUGGCAUUUUCUAGAGACCAGCCAGAGAAAGUGUAUGUACAACAUUUGCUGAAAAGAAACAAGGAGCACUUGUGGAAACUGAUCAAUACGGACAAUGCCCACAUUUAUGUCUGCGGGGAUGCACGGAACAUGGCCCGAGAUGUACAGAACACUUUUUAUGAUAUUGUGUCAGAAAUGGGGACAAUGAGUCAUCCUCAGGCAGUGGAUUUCAUCAAGAAGCUCAUGACCAAGGGGCGCUACUCACAGGAUGUCUGGAGCUAAACUGGAGUGGGAGAAAAUUCCCUUUCCUAAAUACUUCAUGGUUUUUGUUUUUGGGGUAGAUGAUGAUUAAAAAUGUCAGUUGGUACCACAGUUGGAGAAUUUACUAUAGCAAAGCAAACCUGUUAUGGCACUGAACAGAAAUAGAACAUGAUUUUAAAUAGUUUUCAUUUAUAUCCAAUUUUAAUAAAGGGGACAUUGUAAUACUAUAUAAUAAAUAUGCCGAUUUAUGAAUAUUUGAAAUAGAUCUGGCAAAAUCUCUAGAAUUAUUUCUAUUUUUUUUUUUUUUUGGACAACUUUUAAAGCCAUCAAGCAAUAUCCACAGAGAAGCACAUCAUCUAAUAACAUACGGUGUCAUUAAUCUAAGAAGUCUGUAGCGACCGCUCCACGGUGUAAAAUAUCAGAGAGCUUUUAGUCGUGGGGCGAGUGGUUUCUUUGGAACAAAAUGCUGUGAUUCACAAGUGAAAACUACCUGUCUGUGUGCAGAUAAUGUAAAACUUUUACAAUGAUGUGAGGAGUUCAACUUUUUUCCUUUUAUUUCAAUUCAAGG